UUAUCCAAAGUAGGGUCUUUUUCAAUGAUCCCACUCCUCCUUCUCCCUUCAAUCCAUUCAUUACCGUGUUGCAGCUUUACAUUUUGCAUUUGUAUUUCUCCCUCCUUAGAUUCUUAUUCGUCCUUCGAUUUGGGUUUGUUCUCUCGUAAGCCCCUCUUCAAAGGACCACUUCUUUAAAUUCGAUCCUUGUGUCUGAAACAGUGAUUUAGGGUUUCUUCUUGCUCUUCUGUGUUUUGGUAUGCUCUCGUGAUGGGUUUCUCUCAGGCUACACGCCUGAAUCUCUCUUCCUACUCGUCUCUCUCUCCCUGCCAGACAAGAGUAAACCAGAAGCAGAAGACUCUUGUUACCUUCCUUACCAGUUGUAGAAAGGGAAAGAGACGUUCUUUACUCACUGUUAAAUCAGUCUUAAACAAUACAAGACCAAGCUUCAACGAUAAUGGAACAGCCGAGCCUUCCAAGGUUCUCUUGGAUAAACUAUUCGCUCGGACACAGGAGCUGGAUCCUCCUGACGAGGCUCUGUCCUAUUCAAGCAGCCUUGGGGGGAUUGAGUCUGAACUUCAAGCUGCGUUAAUGGCGUUGUUGAAAAGGGAAGAGGACUUGCAGGAUGCAGAGAGGAAGGUUCUCUCUGAGAAGAAGAAACUAAAGAAAGCAAAGGAAGGGUUGGAGAAGCGGGAGAGAGUGAUCGUGGAAGCUUCUUUGAAGCAUGAGAGUCUACAAGAGGAGCUGAAGAGGGCGAAUGUUGAGUUAGCUUCACAGGCCAGAGAGAUUGAAGAGUUGAAGCAUAAGCUUAGGGAAAGAGACGAGGAGCUUGUUGCUAUGCAGUCGUCCUUGACUUUUAAAGAACGUGAGCUAGAUCGAAUGCGUGUUGAGAUUUCAAUCAAAACCAAGGAGGUUUCUGUGGCGAGUUUUGAGUUUGAAAACAAGUCAGAGCUCUUGAGCAAAGCUAAUGAGAUUGUGAAGAGACAAGAAGAGGAGAUACAUGCACUUCAGAGAGCACUCAAGGAGAAGGAAGAAGAGAUAGAAGUUUCUAUGGCGGAGAAGAGACUUGAGCAGGAGAAGCUCAGAGAAACAGAAGCCAACUUGAAGAAACAGACGGAAGAGUGGUUGAUAGCUCAAGAUGAAGUGAACAAGAUUCAGGAGGAAACUGUGAAACGCUUAGGAGAAGCUAAUGAAACCAUGGAGGACUUUAGGAGAGUGAAGAAGCUUCUGAAUGAUGUGAGAUUCGAGCUUGUUUCUUCUCGGGAAGUUUUGUUAUCUUCAAGAGGGAAAAUGGGCGAGAAGGAGCUACUAUUAGAAAAACAAUUAGAGGAACUCGAGGAACAGAGGAGAAGCGUGUUGUCAUAUAUGCAAAGCUUGAGAGAUGCUCACAGUGAAGUAGAGAGUGAGAGAGUUAAGCUCAGAGUUGCUGAGGCUAAGAACUUUGCACUUGAGCGAGAGAUAUCACUCCAAAAAGAACUGCUGGAGGACUUAAGAGAGGAGUUGAAGAACGAGAAGACUUCGUUGGAGCAAGCUAUGCAUGAUGUCUCCACCAUUCAAGACGAGCUUGACAAAAAAACUAACGAGUUUCAGGUCUCACAAUCUCUACUUCAAGAGAAAGAGACAAGCUUGGUGGAGGCUAAGCUAGAGAUUCAGCAUCUGAAGUCAGAACAGGCUUCUCUAGAGCUACUACUACAAGAAAAAGAUGAAGAGCUCACUGAAGCGAGAAAUAAAUUGGAAGAAGUGAACCGGGAGGUUAAAGAGCUAAAGAUGCUUAUGACAAGUAGAGAAGAUCAGCUUACACAGGCAACUGAAUUGCUGAAGGAGAAAGAUGUCCACCUUCACAGAAUCGAAGACGAGUUAGGCAGUUCCAAGAUGCAAGUCAGUGAAGCUGAGAUGGUGGUGGAAAGAAUAGCGGAGCUGACGAGCAGAUUAGUUCAAGACCAGAUAAGCUUUGACUCGAUGCAGCAACCACUAGAGAAACAACCUCAUGUUGAUUACGGAAUGGAGAACAAACGGCUAGUGAUGGAGUUAAACUUCACCAGAGAAAAUCUACGCUUGAAAGAAAUGGAAGUUUUGGCUGCACAGAGGGCUUUGACGUUUAAAGACGAAGAGAUCAACGUGGUGAUGGGAAGACUAGAAGCAAAGGAGCGAGAACUCAAGAAACUUAAAGAAGAAACGGUCAAUGAUAGUGAAGAUUUGAAAAUGCUAUAUGCGUUGGCGCAAGAGAGUGUCGAGGGGAAAACAAUGGGUGAUCUAGCUAUAGAGAAGCUUCAGCUUGAGGCAGCUCAACUUGAAGUAGAAGCUGCAACGAGUGCGUUGCAGAAGCUUGCGGAAAUGAGCACAGAGCUUCUAACUGAAGCUGACAUGAGUAUCGAUGCAGAUUCUAGCUUCGUUGUAAUACCAGAAAACGAAAACAGUUCAUCCGACUGUAUAGCCGAGGUAAAAUCAGAAGUUGGGAGGCUCUGGUCAUUGACAGAGAAACUCCUAGAGAAUGCAGGAAUCGCUGAUGAUACAUCCACAUGCAUGUAAAGUGUGACUUUAUUAGAUUCAUACGGAUUAAAUUUAUAAGAUUGAUCUGUAUUGUGAAUUUUUUGUGUGGGUUCUGUAGAGUUACCAGUUGCUAAAUAAACAUGUUGUGACUUGUUACCAAGUGUUCUCAAAACUAAGAUUGUUCUGCAUACAAGGUUGUUGUGCCUUUGAGAAUGUUAGACAUGUAAUAAGAGCUUUGUAUCCUCUUUUCUCCAUGUAAGAACGAACAUACAAAACAUAUGUGAUAUUUACCCA
Messenger RNA from Eruca vesicaria subsp. sativa (arugula), 2763 nucleotides. The record is from the annotation of a GenBank genome assembly. NCBI's taxonomy places the organism in Eukaryota, Viridiplantae, Streptophyta, Magnoliopsida, Brassicales, Brassicaceae.